CGUGCGCGUUGGAAAAUGAAGAUCAGUGAAUGAAGGAGAAAAAAGGAAAGUGACUCUCUGGCCGCGGAAACGGUGCCGGUUAUGUAACUCGCGGUUCACGAGUGAACACGGCGAAGACGGAGGCGCGAGGCGGAAAAUAACAAUAAAAUCCUCCUCCGGCGGAGAGACACGCACUCUGCACGAGCCGCGCGGGAGCCCCGGCGUGCGCGCGCGGCCCCUAAUCGAAGGAAGAACCUGGUUGGGAACGUCGCUCUGUGGAUUUUCUUUGGGACCGUUUGAAUAAAUCAACCACUGGAUCCCGCCCUGCUGUUUCUGCGACUGACCUCCAUGGAAAUCCGAAGGUGACUGACCGAGAUAGAAGCGCCUCAAUGCUAGCGGUCAGCUUUAUCGGCUAACCGUCCCCGGAUGAUCAGCUAGCCACCACCCGGGAAGGCUCGGCCAGCCGGUUGGGACAGUGGUAGCAGCUACUAGCCAUCAGGAGGUCGGCGCUAACGGCUAGAUCUGGUGGUAGAGGUGAGCCGCUAGCUGGAGGAGGCUAGUGAGCGGAGUGUGUCUGCUUUUCCGUAAGGGUUUGAGCGCAGUCGGCGCGAAUGGGACACGGCACCGUUCGCAGACGGCCUGGAUGGGAGAGGGAGUGAGCAUGGACAAUCUUUCUGAAUUCGGUGGUCUUUGUCCGUCCAGCCGGAGGGAAUGGGAAACCAGCAGCUGUGUGGACGACUUGAUGGACGAAGAUGAGAAAGACAGAGCUAAGAGGGCGUCCCGUAAUAAGUCGGAGAAGAAGCGGAGAGACCAGUUCAAUGUGCUCAUUAAAGAGCUGUGCACCAUGCUGCAGGGGCAGGGCCACCCCCGCAAAAUGGACAAGUCCACCAUCCUGCAGAGGACCAUCGACUUCCUGCAGAAGCAGAAAGAGAUCACAGCGCAGACCGAGUCGUGUGAGAUCCGGCAGGACUGGAAGCCUUCGUUCCUCAGCAAUGAGGAAUUCACCCAGUUAAUGUUGGAGGCUCUGGACGGUUUCCUCAUUGCACUCACCACAGACGGAAACAUCAUCUAUGUAUCCGACAGCAUCUCUUCUUUGAUUGGCCAUUUACCAUCAGACAUGGUGGACCAAAACAUCCUGAACUUCCUGCCCGAGCGUGAGCAUGCGGAGGUCUACAAACUGCUGUCCUCACACCUGCUGAUGAGUGACCCCAUCACCACCGACUACCUGGAGAACAGUGAGACUCAUGUGGAGUUUUGUUGUCACUUGAUGAGGGGAAACAUCGAUCCGAAGGAGCCGCCCACCUAUGAGUAUGUCAAAUUCGUCGGAGAUUUCAAGUUUCAUAACAGCGUGCCUACGUCGUCGUGUAACGGGUAUGAGUUGGUGUUUCCGCGGACACUCCAGGCCUCUCUGGAGGAGCAGGUGUGUUUGGUGGCAACAGUCAGACUGGUCACUCCUCAAUUUCUCAAGGAUUUGUGUAACGUUGAAGAUCCAUGUGAUGAAUUCACGUCGAGACACAGUUUGGAGUGGAAGUUCCUUUUCUUAGACCACAGAGCCUCUCCCAUCAUCGGUUACCUGCCAUUUGAGGUGUUGGGGACGUCUGGAUACGAUUAUUAUCACGUGGACGAUCUGGAGCUGAUCGCUCAGUGCCACAAGCAAUUGAUGCAGUGUGGGAAGGGGAAGUCGUGCUAUUAUCGUUUUCUAACUAAAGGCCAGCAGUGGAUCUGGCUGCAGACACACUACUACAUCACCUACCACCAGUGGAACUCCAAACCGGAGUUCAUCGUCUGCACACACACCGUCGUCAGUUAUGCUGAGGUCAGGGCGGAGAGGAGAAGAGAGUACGGCCUGGAGGAGAGCUCUUCUGAUAUGGCCACCACCUCAAUAAAGGGUCAGGAGGUUUAUCUGGACAUGUGUGCUCCUAUGGACGCAUCACGGGACAGAAUCAGUGGAGCUCAAUCAGCCUCAUCACACAGCUCCCGCAAAUCAUCCCACACCGCGCUGUCCGACUCAGCGUCGAACUCCUCCGUCCGGUAUAAGGAGACCUGCACGUCGUCACGGCAGUCGGCGUCUAUCGGUCCUGAGAGCUCCAGCAGGCUGUCGCACAGCGGCUCAAAGGGUCUGAUUCAGAGACGAGCCUCCGAGCCCCUCCCCCAAUCCCCGUCCUGCUCACAACCCUCAGUGAUUUCGUCUGCGCAGCACCAGUCCGUGUGCGGAGGUUUCCAGCAGCCUCAGCUGGGAGUGAUGCACCAGCUGAAGGAGCAGCUGGAGGAGAGAACCCGGAUACUGCAGGCCGACAUCAAGACUCAGCAGCAGGAGCUCCACGACAUCAAAGAGAAACUACAGCUCGCCAACCUGCAGAUGUUGCUGCAGCAGCCGAUCCACAGUGAUUUCCCGUCCUUGUCUCCGCAGCAGCAGCAGCCUUCAGUCCAGUCGGCCCAGAACAGCCAAUCGGGAGUCAUCCGCCACAACAGCACACACACCCACACCCAUCCCAAAGCCCCACACUGCGCUCCACACGCAGCCUCACCACACACACUGCUACGAGAGCAGCCCAGCAGCUCCACCACACAGCAGAGGCUGGUUCGGAGCACUCCAAUGCAGACAGUCAGUGUUCCAGUGCAGACACACACCAGUCUGACCAUGCCGCUCUACAGUAACCCCAUGAUGUUCUCCCCAAACCACGGAUACCGGACUGUCCCAGAUACACACACGCACUUGCACCGGCACAGCGAAACGGACAACAGCCCUGACGGACAGCUACGGAUGCUGUUAAAUCAGCCGGUUCAGACUCUGGUUCAAGACAGCAGUGGAGCUCAGCUGUCUCAGUGUAACUCCACCAAUCAGCAAACCAAAUAUCUAGACCAGCAGAUGAUGGCUCCUUCCUUUCCAGUUCAACAGGUCAACUGCAACGCUGUGCUAGUCCCCUCUCCCGUUUUCACUUCACCAAUCAUGAUACCCCACAACAGCUUCAUCACUCCUCGGGCUCCGCCCGCCUACACACCCCACCCCCAAAGCACCCAGCACGGCCUGCAGAUACAACAGCCUCAACAGUUCUUUCAGAUGCAACCCCAGGGCCUCAUCCAUGGUGGCCCCACUCAGGCCUUCUUCCACACCACUAACAUCCCACCGCAAAGCACCGUGGGAUACAUACAGCAGCAACAACAACAACAACAACAACAGCAGCAGCAGCAGCAACAGCACCUUCAUUCCCAGCCUCCAGACUACCGGAACAUGUUGCCACGGUAACCCUGGGGCAGGAGCGGAGAGGCUGUCGGGAUAGCGUGUAGAGCACUAGAGCUCUGAGGCAUGAGAGAAAGGGGUGAUGGGAAGGCUCUAGAGCGAUGUUUUUCGCCGCCAAGCCUAAAACACCACGACAAAGCCAAAGUCCCUCUGUUUCCAUGGCAACGCACGCAAGGCACAGCACGAGUCGUGAGGCUCCGCCUAGCCCCUGAAACUGCACAGUGAGAAUGCAGGGUAAAGUGGUAGGAGCUAGCCAUGGAGCCCAGGGGUCAUGGAGAGGCCCCGCCCCCUCUGACCCCCUGCGUCUCACCGGCGUACCGGUGAGAGAGAAAAUCCUCUAGAUGAUUUCGGAAGGAAAAACGUAAAGCUAAGCGAUAAAUUAAAAAACUUUGUUAAAGCGAAACUGAAAAUUCCACUGCAGGUAAAUUUCACCACAUCAGAAAAUAUGAGUUCAAUUUUUUUUUUCUCGACAAGUUUUGUCUCGUUUUAGUUUUGUUUCAUUUCAAUGUUACGACAGUUUUGCAUCGUCUGACCAUCGCUGUGGAUGAAGCGGCACAGAAACAAACUACCUAGAUGGAAAGGACAGAUGGAGAGGCAGAUUGAGCUCAUUUCUGAUUAUUAUUUGUUGUGAAAAUGAUUUACUACACCAUCUCUAAUCUCAGUUCUCAGCUAUUACAGCCACACGUCCUCUUUACUGUAGCGUUCAAAAGUUCGGAAUCACCUGCUACAUUCAUUAUUUUUGUUACUUUAUAUAAUAGUAUCUAUCUUAUAUAAUAGUAUAAAUUAUUUAUGGAUUUCGGGGUUAAAUUGAAAAAAUUCUGUCAACAAACAGUGAAUAAAUUGAUAAAUAAUACACUGCUGUUGUCUAUUUACAUAAAUUUUUCUGGAUGGAUUCUGGAUAUUAAUUUUAUUAGAAUUUAAAGGGCCCAUAUCCUUAAAUUAUAUAAAGAAAAUAAUUUAAUGUCAAAAGUAAACAUUGUUAAAAUGUCAAAAUACUAAAUUGUUAAAAUACCAAACUAACCAGCAGAAUUUUGAAUUUAGUGUAUUUGUGAUGUCAUAAAAAGCAUUUGCAUAUAUCCACCAGUUCACUCUACAGCAGUUUAGCCCCGCCCACUCAUGCUGAAAGUAUGAGGAGUGUUUUAGCCCUGGAAUGAGGCACAACAGAGACCAGAGCUCGUUUACAUACAUCAGUGGACAGUUGCAUAGGCUUUGUUUUAAUAUUACUGAAAACAGUGAUUCCAAACUUUUGAACAGCGAUUGUGUGUAUUUUUUAUAUAUCACCCCUACAUGAGGCGGCGUUCUCAGUUAGCACGCCCCGUGUUUAUGGACGAACUCGUUUUCCUGUGUUGCUCUCACACAUGGUGCUUUCCGAUGUGCUGAAAAGUGUCAGCUGUUAUGAAAGAAAACGAGACGCCUGCCUUCGGAAUAAUGUGGCAGGUUGUAAGUCGCUCUGGCUGAAUCACACAGCUAAUCCGAAACAGAUGCUCGGCCGGACCCUAAGUUAUUAAAUUCAUGCUCUCUGCUUCAUCCAUCCUAAUCCCAGUCACCUUCUCCCACCACUAGCACUCUCUCAGAGCACGCAAACCUAAAGAGAAGCUCGAAUUUCCUGCUGUACGGCAGGAGGAAUCCUCUCGGAUCCGUCUGGAAACCAGCGCUAACAAAGUCUGAGGAAUGCCGGUCUCCCAUCUCGGCUCGAUUCUUUCCUUGUUUUGUUCUGUUCCAUGUCGGAUCCCGUCUCCACAAAAUCCUUUUCAGCUGUUCUCAAUGUCGUCUUGUUGUUUUUCCACUUGACACUUUUUUGCCGAGGUUUUGUUUCAGAACAAACGUGCCGCGUUAGCCUAGCCUAGUUCAGCACUCGCCGAAGCUGUAAAGAGGGUCCCGUAUAUAAAUCAUACACCCCGAAUGCCUUUACAGUUAGGAGUUAAAGGAAACGUCACACAGACCCCCCAAAACACAGAACAACAGAAAGGCUAGCGUAGCUGCUCGCGCGCGUUUAGCCUCACUAGCAUGACUUUUAGCCACGUUAGCAUUGCUAGGGGAGGCAGUCUUUUAGUAACGGUCACUCAAGCCGUCCAGUGAUGUUUCAUUACUGAAAUGAGCUUGAAAGGUUGGGGUUUGAUAUGUUUUCUCAGGUUGAGUGUGAAAACAACACUUGGUCAGUAUUCGCCUGCAGCAGGGAGGAGAUUUUAAUCCCAGAUGAUUUGAGUGAGUGGGCUAAUGCUGUUAGCUGAUGGCUAUGCUAAUGGAUAUGCUAAUAGUAUGGAUAUGCUAAUGGUUAUGCUAAUGAACGGGCUUGGGUGGACGUGUUUGUGGUCUGGUGUUCAGCACUGUGUGAAAGUUUUAGGCAUCUAAGUAAAUUUUUUAACAGUUUCCGUCAGCAGUGAGUUUAUCACAAUAUGCAUUAGAAUAAAGUCGUAUUCAUAAU
Messenger RNA from Pygocentrus nattereri (red-bellied piranha), 5645 nucleotides. RefSeq names its product neuronal PAS domain protein 2 (gene npas2). Gene Ontology annotation, biological process: circadian regulation of gene expression; regulation of transcription by RNA polymerase II. Bases 623 to 3226 code for a protein of 867 amino acids. Gene Ontology annotation, molecular function: protein dimerization activity; RNA polymerase II cis-regulatory region sequence-specific DNA binding; DNA-binding transcription factor activity, RNA polymerase II-specific. The record is from RefSeq and is a predicted model, not a curated record. The transcript is spliced from 23 exons. Lineage: Eukaryota; Metazoa; Chordata; Actinopteri; Characiformes; Serrasalmidae. Gene Ontology annotation, cellular component: nucleus; CLOCK-BMAL transcription complex; cytoplasm.